GUUGAUAUCAAAAGUGAUAAACAGUAUGGGGUCUGCACCACCGACCAAAGCCACCGAUGCAGUCCUGGUCGCUUCAGAACCCGUGCCAGAAGGUGUCCAGCAAGUCCAGGGUAUCGACUGGUCGUCCCUGCCUGCAGAACAACGAACAAUAAUCUCGAAUUUCGUCGAUCAACUCACGGGACAAGGCUUCCAAUCAAGUUCGAUAGGCGAUGCCAUACGAAUCAUCAACAACAUGGUUGGUCUCUUCUCGAAAAUUUAUCUUUUUCAGGUAGGUCUGACUGCGUGUAGCGAUCGUGGCGAGAUCCCGAGACGGGUGACAGGACGACUAUCUUUCUGGGUUACACCUCCAAUAUGAUCUCCUCGGGCCUACGCGAGACGUUUCGCUAUCUUGUACAGCACCGCCACGUGUCUGCCAUUGUAACGACUGCCGGUGGUAUCGAAGAGGACUUCAUCAAAUGUUUGGCUCCCACAUACCUGGGUUCGUUCUCCACUCCCGGAGUUUCUUUGCGAGCAAAGGGUCUCAAUCGCAUUGGCAAUCUAGUUGUGCCCAACAACAAUUACUGCGCAUUCGAGGAUUGGCUCAUUCCCAUCUUGGAUAAAAUGUUGGAGGAACAGGAAGAGGAAUUCUCAAAGACUGGCCAGCGGUUCAUGUGGACCCCAAGCCGAAUAAUUCGUCGACUCGGCAGAGAGAUCAACGACGAGCGCUCGGUGUACUACUGGGCUUACAAAAACGACAUACCUGUAUUCUGCCCGGCCCUGACAGAUGGAAGUCUUGGUGAUAUGAUUUAUUUCCAUUCUUUCAAAGCUUCACCUCUGCACCUCGGCAUCGAUAUCGGUCAAGACAUCCGAAAGAUCAAUACAAUUGCAGUGCGGGCUAAAAGGGCCGGCAUGAUUAUCCUAGGCGGUGGCGUCGUCAAGCACCACAUAGCAAAUGCAUGCCUGAUGAGGAAUGGCGCCGAAAGUGCGGUGUACAUCAACACCGCUCAGGAAUUUGACGGUAGCGACGCCGGUGCCAGACCAGAUGAGGCCAUAAGCUGGGGCAAAAUCAAAGCCGAUGGCGACAGUGUAAAGGUGUACGUGGAGGCAACCGUUGCCUUUCCUCUUAUUGUGGCUGGGACUUUUGCCAAACCUGAUUCGUGACAUGAUCUUGACAGGGAGCUUUUCAUGAUGGGAUUUUGGCAGGUUACCCAGCUACUGUAGUAUGAAGGAAGUGGCUCGGUGGCCAAAACAGCAACCUUCCAAAGGCCCUGACGGACCUGCAGGUGCAAUUGCGGGGAAGUCGACGUGGUGUCCUCCCUCGAUCGGCUGAAGUCUCAGACAUCUUCGUUGUGGAGCUGGCCGGUGACUCUAGGCUCACCACGUUCACCAGGCUGAUACUGUAUGAAGAGUCCACUCCGGGUGGAAUCGGUGGUGGUGGUUGUUAUCAGGUUUACUCGGUACUAUUGAGGCCAAUGAGUUGAGGGAAUGCGUCAGGGUGGAAGAAGUGAUGCCUGGGCACAAUUGCCGUCUGACGACUGCUGAGCCUCACAGGCGUGACAGGCUGCAAAAGCACCACUGACAUGGGCGCGGGGGAGGGUUAGUCGAGCGGAUCCCGGGCCAUGAUGGGCCUGUGACCUCUAUCCGAUAGGCUCAUGCACUUGCCUAUGCACCAAAGUGUGG
This is a messenger RNA of Exophiala xenobiotica, 1659 nucleotides long. RefSeq names its product deoxyhypusine synthase, variant. The coding region runs from base 352 to 1140 and encodes 262 amino acids. Gene Ontology annotation, molecular function: deoxyhypusine synthase activity. The record is from RefSeq and is a predicted model, not a curated record. NCBI's taxonomy places the organism in Eukaryota, Fungi, Ascomycota, Eurotiomycetes, Chaetothyriales, Herpotrichiellaceae. Gene Ontology annotation, biological process: peptidyl-hypusine biosynthetic process. Gene Ontology annotation, cellular component: cytoplasm. The transcript is spliced from 2 exons.